CAGUUAAUCGGUGAGGGGUUUUGAUAGGGUUCUUGAUUUGCUUGUAAAAUCGAAACAUUUCCCUCUAAUUACGAAGAGCUCUCUCGUCUUGAAUGGAUCCGUCAGCGUUCAACUCCGCUGAAUUGCAGCAAUUUCUCAAUCAAGAGAAACAAAAGGCUAUGGUGAACGAACUGCUCGGAAAGAUUACAUCUUCGUGUUGGGACAAAUGCAUCACCGGAACACCUGGCAGCAAGUUUAGUUCCAGCGAAACUUCUUGUCUUACCAACUGCGCCCAACGCUACAUGGAUAUGUCGCAUCUUGUCAUGAAACGCCUCCAGCAAUAAACCUGGCCUAGAUUUCUUUCCCCUCUCGGGUAUGCCGAGUGGUGAUUUACUCUUACUGAUAAUCCCAGUAGUGUCUUUAUUGCAAUGAUCGAAAUAAUAGCCCAAAACUGAAUUAUAUAUAUAUAUAUUCACACAUUUGCAGUACAUGGCAUUUCUGUUGUAGAUUCUUUAAUCUCCCUUAUCUUUUGCUUUACAUUUAUCAAUUGCUAUUGCAAAUUUUCAUACGAACUUUCGCCGUUGGUUAGCGAAUGUCUAUCAGAUCCCAUCGAAAGAGCUCUAUCCGCAGAAUCAGCCCAUAGCGCUUUCGGUAGCUCCCGUUUCCCGUUAUCCAGGUACGCGCUGCCAAAGCUUGUAUUGAGUGAUUGCGAUCUAAUCGUGGGCUUUUUCUGCACUUUUGCGCGGAACUUGUUCUUUGAUGCAGGUAUGCUGCUGCAGAAUACUUCCACGAAGUUCCCGAUUACGCCUUUGUUGUAAGGAUUCUCACUUCUGCUGUAUUGAUACCUGAAAUUCUCGUACGUUGUCUGCAAUGCAGAUAAAGGAAAAGAUUAGCUGUUGAUCUGGAUCGACGAAGGUUUCGUUUUUCAGAUCGACUUGCCUGGUUUGUGCUUAUGAGGUAGAGAUGGAAGAUCGAGAGCCCGCCCACAAACCAGAGCGCUAGAAAGGUGUAAAUGAUGAGCGCGAUGGAGGCUGGCGUUCGAACCAUGGCUUUCCAUAUCGUCGUCUUUUCGCCGUCCAUUAUCCUCUUGAUGUAAACCCAGCAGAAUCCAUGGACGUACAGGCAGAGCAGCGUCGCCGAGAAGACGAACAUGAAGAAGAAUCGGUAGUUCCUCUGCAUUCCAUGUCAAGACACGAUUAUUGGAUUAUUCGACCGUGUUUCUUGAUCGUUAACAAUGGAAGGUCUUACCAUUCCGAUGCAUUGCCCAACCCAUGGGCAGUGAUGGUCGAAUCGCUCGACGCAGUUAUCGCAAAUCGAGCAAUGCGAGCACCUCGGCGGCCUGUACAGCAUGCAAGUGUUGCAGUACUUUACUUUGACACUUAUCCCGUUGACGACGACUUCCUUCGUCCGUGGAAAGUAUGGCGGCGGCGGCGCUUGCCCGGCAAGUGCCGCCGCGCCCAAUUCCAUGCUGUUUUCGUAACUUUCCGGCUCCGGAGGAUGAUCGUUGCGGGGAAUGAUCCCGGGAUCCCUUCCGGAAGUCAGUAGAAGCAUCAGCAGCACCUGGAUAUCGAGAAAAAGCUCAAUUACGAUUAUGACAAGUCAAUCAACAAGAUCAAGAUGAAGAUAAUACGUACGUAGAGUGUGAAGACGACAGAAACUACGAGGAUCGAAAUCCCCCAAUUGCCUGAGAAAUCAUCCAUCAAUUUUCUUGCAACGAAGACACAGAAUACUGCAACGGGAGCAACUAUGAGGGAUAUUGUGAAGAACACUGAUCCUAUAUCAGGCCCGAAUAUGAAUCUCCCACCAAAACAGAAUUUCUGCAACCAAACAUACGAAUCGUUAAUUGAAAUCCAAAAACCCUAAUUCGAUUGUUAAAAAAUAAAACCCUAAAUCUCAGAUUGAAUUGAAUUGAUUUGAUUUGAUUUGAUUUUGCAGGUAAGAGGAAAAGAAAAGGAUUUCUGGAUGUACGGACGUUGCUGCCUUCCCAGGCCCGAUAGGUCGGGAUCAUCUCGGCCUCCGCCUCCGGCGGCGCCACAGCUUCCAUUGCACUCCCGUGAGGAAAUUAGUUGCGAACUAAUUAAUUAAUUAAUUUUAGUUGUUGGAGAAGGAACGUGUUUUCUUUCUCUUUCUUCUCUGUGUAAGUGAAGAAAGAGAAGAAGAUUAAAAAUUUGGGAAAGUCAGAUUAGGGCAACUGGGAUGGGAUGUAUACUGCCAUUUUUAUUAUUAUUAUUUUUUGUAGAGUGCCAAUUGUAUACAGAUUACGUGUCUCACCUUUGACUUUUGACCUGGAUUAAAUUAAGGAUGUUCGUCGUU
Andrographis paniculata is the source of this 2292-nucleotide messenger RNA. Its product is annotated as mitochondrial import inner membrane translocase subunit TIM8-like. The transcript is spliced from 2 exons. Lineage: Eukaryota; Viridiplantae; Streptophyta; Magnoliopsida; Lamiales; Acanthaceae. Bases 93 to 323 code for a protein of 76 amino acids. The record is from RefSeq and is a predicted model, not a curated record.